Molecule: messenger RNA, 615 nt
Organism: Talaromyces marneffei
Lineage: Eukaryota; Fungi; Ascomycota; Eurotiomycetes; Eurotiales; Trichocomaceae
Exons: 5
Coding region: 1-615 (204 amino acids)
Source: RefSeq, a predicted model, not a curated record
AUGUUGCGGACUAAAUCCGAGGGAGAAACUGUCCGGCUUGAAGCCAAACUGGGCGUCGCUUAUUAUACCAGGCCGGGUUCCAAGCCACGAUGUGGAUUACCUACCUUGCUACUUGCUGACGGCGUUGUACUGCCUGUUCCAGGCAAAGAGGCCGUAUUAGCUUAUAGUUUGCAGUUGGUUCAUUCAACCAAUAACGGUACAUGCAUCUAUGAACGGAGAAUGCACCGUCAACUGUCGACGCGAAAAUGCAACAGCACCGAUGAACUGGAUAGACAGGCUAUAAACGAUAAAAUCCCGACUUCAUCGGGUUUAGACGAACAUGAUUACUAUCAGAGAAAGAAAAAGAAGACAUGGUACUAUACUACACCCGACAAAGCUGUGCAACCAAGUCAGAUGCUUGUCUUGUGUCAAGUGAUAAGUGCAUGUACCUACUACCUACCAUGGACAAUGUAUACACCCAUGACCCCGGCCUCGGACAAUAUAUUAUAUCUCCAAGGUCCGGUUAAACUCGUGUGCAUCGCGCAAAAUAUUAUACUCAGGGUGCUCAUUGGAUGGAUCCAUGCAAUCCACGUACUCCGUCGAGGAUCCCCGGACUUCUCGGUGAACCCUUGGUAG